Messenger RNA from Myotis lucifugus (little brown bat), 5466 nucleotides. It is a transcript of the gene SAP30L, whose product is annotated as SAP30 like. The coding region runs from base 112 to 420 and encodes 102 amino acids. NCBI's taxonomy places the organism in Eukaryota, Metazoa, Chordata, Mammalia, Chiroptera, Vespertilionidae. Gene Ontology annotation, biological process: regulation of DNA-templated transcription. Gene Ontology annotation, cellular component: histone deacetylase complex. The record is from RefSeq and is a predicted model, not a curated record. The transcript has 4 exons. Gene Ontology annotation, molecular function: protein binding; transcription coregulator activity.
AACUCUGACUUUUAUUUGCUUCCCAUCAGGUAAGGCACCUGUAUAUCUGCGAUUUCCACAAAAAUUUCAUCCAAAGUGUACGAAAUAAAAGGAAGAGGAAGACAAGUGACGAUGGUGGAGAUUCUCCUGAGCACGACACUGACAUUCCUGAGUGCUCUCCACCUGCCUGAAGCAAGAACAUCUCUUUUAGAGGUUGAUCUGUUCCAGCUACAGGUGAACACUCUACGACGUUAUAAACGACACUACAAAUUGCAGACCAGACCAGGCUUCAAUAAGGCCCAGUUAGCAGAAACUGUCAGUCGACAUUUCAGGAACAUACCUGUGAAUGAAAAAGAGACCCUUGCCUACUUCAUCUACAUGGUAAAGAGUAACAAGAGUAGACUGGACCAGAAGUCAGAGGGCAGCAAGCAGCUUGAGUAAGGAUGAAGCACAUCUUCCAGGAAUGAAGUAUAAUGUUUAAUGCACAGGUGAUAUCUGCUACAUUUAAGCCCAUAAAGACAAGUUUUAUUAUAAAUAAAAAUGUUUGAAUGAUAAAUACUGUAAAUCUUUUUGGUCAGGAGGGUUAUAUUCUCCUGAUUCAGCAUGUGUAUAUGAAGACUUUCUUUUAAGGCAACUACUGGGCUGAAACAAACAAGAUCAUAAAAAGAAUGAAAGAAAAAUUAUGUAUUGCAGCAUUUAAAACAGCAUUAAGUCUGUGCUACUAGAAAUGAGGGAUACAAAUAUUUUGGUAAUCACCUUAUAAUCCCACACUGCCACGUGUGAAAUGCAGUCCCGUAAUAGCGGCGGCGUACAGGUGAUGGUGGAGGUGCAUGAACAGACGCAAACGUGCUGGGGACGUGGGUGCCCCACCUUGUUGCAGGCUUUGAUAUUUAUCAGCAAAUCAGUUUGACCCUGGUCCCCCUCGCUGGCCCUACACCUUAGGCACAGUAGGCACUCAAUCGGUAUCUGUUGGCUAAUUGAGCUGUCACUAAUAGUGCCAGCCCUGUAACAUCUGCUCCGCUCCUCCAGUUAAUGAGAUCUCUGCCAUUUCUGUGGUUUACCACUUAACUUCUAGAGUGGGGAGGAAAUCCUGAUGAGCCAACAAGAGGUUUCAGCUCAAAUUAGUACUUCAGGGAAGACGCAUGUGCCGCACUGUAUUUGUGGAGGUUCCAGAAACGCGAAUGCAGAGACGCUCGCAGGAGAUGCAGCCCUUGGUACACUCCUCUAUGCUUCACUCUUGGAGUGAAGUUAUGUAUUACGACUUAGGCCAUUCUCCUGGGCCAUAAAUGCUCUGGCAAACGGAGAUGCUUAGUGGUUUAGGGCUCACUUUCAGAAGUAUCAAUCCAUAGUUCACACUCACCAAGAAAGCUGCUAAGGACCAUGUGAUUCCUGCUCAGAAAUCCAGCGCUGGGAUAGAAAGUCUGACUGGCCUUGACACCUUGAGCUCACGGGUCAGCAACAAAUUCUAGGUUUGAGCAACAAAGGUCAGUGCCGUCUGAUGCUCAUUUUUAUGAGCAAUUUGCCUCUCUUUUAGGGAGAAAGAUUGCUAAAAUGAUUUUUUUAAGUAUUAUAAUUACCUGAUUUUUCUUUUUAUGUUCAAAAGCUCAGCUUCCUCUAUUUAUGUCACAGCCAAAGUAUCCUUUGAAAACAAAGCUUUAUAUCCAAAAGUCUGCUUUUCCAAAAUUUUCUAAUCUAUGUGUUGGGGGCAUAGGGUGUGGACAGGGAAUGGGAGAAAGGGAAGAAAAAGAUGUAGAUGCUAAUUUCUGACCAUCUUGACAUACACUGGGGUCAAAAGUAUCAUUUUCUUACUCGGUUUUAAAUCUGAGUUCUUUCUUAAGCCUUAAAUGCUAAAAGGAGCAGUGGAUAGCCUGGCCUAGUAGAGAAUUAAAUGUCUCACAGAUGGCUUCAUCUCAGUACCACCACAGAGAAGUCAGAAUGGAAAUCCCUACUGAGCAGGGCGGUGGAUUCGGGUUUGCGGAGCAGUGCCAUGCUUUCUGUGGACUGGAGACAGGGCCACCACUCACUAAAACUCCGUGUGCUCCAUUGCAGCACGCUUUCACCCGUGUUAAAAUGCAUGUCUAGCAGAUGGCAGCCUUUUUAAAUAUGUAUAAAUGAAUGUACAUAGAACAUACUCUAGACUGUGAGGGGUCUUAUUUUAAUACACCUGGCUGUGGAUGGCACGUCAGGGUGCUCCGAGUGUUUUAGUCAUUCUGAUCCAAUAUGUAUUUUAGACACUGUCUCAUAGCUGAAGGAUCAAGAAGGCCCAAAGGUGUGUGGCUUCUCCGGGUUUUAUUCCUGAGAGGCUGAAUUAGAAAGGCUUUGAUGGUGUCCGACACCAAGCCCUCUUUGCCAGGGGGCUUUUUUUCUCAUCAGACUGAAGUUUGAGGGCAGCCGGGCCCGUAGGCUAAGGCAUUGGAAACCUGCUCUCUGGAAAUGUCCCUAUCUUCUUAAGAAGGUGUAUCUUCUGAUGUUUAAACCAAUGAUGGAUGUGUAGGUCACAUCACUGUUCUUCUAAUGGCAAAUCUGUUUUCCCAGUUGAGAGAGACAGCGGUAUACUUCUGUAAGAGCACAUGUGGGUUAGGAUCCAUCUGUUCAUGUGUCUGUAAAAAUGCUUCUGUUCCAAAGUGAAGCCCAGGGAAACUCCCCCUUCAGCCAGAUGCUGUGUGCGCUUGGUCGCAUGCCGUCUUUCCUCUAAAGAGAGCUACUUUUGGAAAGUGGAGAUUGUGAGUAUCUUUUUCACCUUGGAGACUUGUUGGGUGAAAGAAAAAACAAAGCUGUCCGAACUUCCUUUUGUCCUGUGUGCAGAAGUCUGUUCUGUCAUCAGACCACUAAACCACUUGCCUUAGUCUCUUGUGCAGUCUCCAUGGCUUUUCGUGGCAGGAGGCUCUGCCUGUGGGAGUGGCCGAGCCCUCCAAAGCAGCUGGGUCUGGCUGCAGGGAGCAGUGGAUCUGGAAAAGCAGUGUUCGCCUUGGCUGCCUGCGUUUUCAUGCCGCCUGUCAAGGACUCUUGCGCUUCUCUCCACCUGUAACAUGGCAACAUUGCCUUCUCUCCUCUUGGUGCUCCUGGGCAAAACUGGAAUUGGAAACAGAACUGGAGUUGUCUUCUUAAAUCCUGCCUCAGUUCCGGCCUGGUGUGGUUCUUCACAUGCCCUAACGUUGUCACACGGAAAUGCCAAUAUCCUGCUAUUCAUGUUGCUUCAUUUUAAGGUGUUUAAAAAUCAAACAGAAAGCUCAUUAUUUCAAUGAACAAGCUCUUAGGUUGGCAAUAACACCUGACAGUGAUCACAACUGAAUCCCACGAAAAAUUAAGGAUUCAAGACUGGCGUGAAAUGAAGAGGAAUUUCACUUAUGUGUUCCAGCCGCCACGUUGCUAGAUGUUCCUGUCAUGGCUGGAUAUUCACUGCUGGCCUUUCGGAGACAGAUUCCUAAUUGUUUGCAGUUGGAAUGUUGCAUCUAAUCUUGGCAUUUCAGCUGUUUAUUUUGUGGAAAUUUUUCUCGUAAUAUCCUACAGACAACUGCCUGGUGGAAGGGAGAAGGUAAGAAAAGAAGCUCACUCCAGGGGCCUGGCCUAUUGAAAUAGGCUAUCCCAACCCAAAGUAGCUGCUGCUGGAAGUCAUCUGAAGGCUCUCAAUCAUUACAAUGAGAAGAUCUAAAAGUUGGGAAAGGGGCUUUAACUCAUUCCAUCCAGUCUAGCCAUAGGUGCUGACAUUCUGCCUACAGCCAUCCCACCAAGGGUUUGAACAAUCUGGGCUUAAACACCUCUGAGGACAGAGAACUCACUACCUCCUGGGGGUAUCUGGUUCUAUCUUUGCAAACCUCUGGCUUUUCUUUGUUCUCUGUAACUUCCAUCUGAGUCUCUGCCCGGUGGGGGCCACAUGGAAGAAGUUGCUCAUCUUGGUCAAGGAUCUAAUGGCUGGCACUGUCCCGGGGCAUAACAAGUGUCUUGUGAAAAGGAGCAGGUAGCAGAUAGACACUUUGUUGUCCUCACUCUCCAGCCCCCUGAGUAUUGGUGCAUUUAGUUCCUUGUUGGAGAAUGUUGAGGAAAUCCCACCAGCCUGGUUCGCUCACUUGUUCUUACUGAAGCUGAUCAAGGGCGUCAGCAAAGGCAGGGGUCCUAUUUGCCUGAUAAAAAAAACUCAAGACAGAGGAGGCCUUAGUUCUGUAUUUGUCCCACAAAAAUUGAUGCUCACAGCACUUAGGGAAAACCUUACCUAGAAAAUCUUAAAAUAUUGCUCUGUGUGGAAUUUAAAGUUUCCAUGGCUGCUGAGGGUUUGUACCUUAAGAUUCCUAUAAGUACUUCACAUACUGUUUUUACCAAGAAAAUAGCUAAGGAACCUGGGGGAGUGGAAGCACCACAUAUCUCAGUGUCAAAGUAGUGCCAUAUUUUCAAGCUAGAAAGUCCUAUAAGGUUGCUGUUGUCCAAUUCAUUUUUAGAGAUGGGGAAACUAAAAUCCAAAAAACUUUGCUUGAGUCACAUGGCAUUCUCUGGACUAACCUCUUGUCCUGCAGCAUGACUGUAAUCCAGUCUAAAGUGACCUGCCUCAGACUCUUGAGACCUUGCAACUGAGUAGAGGUUCCCAAGACCAACCUGUAGAACUCAAGGUUGAGUGAAUGAUUAGGACUGAAGCACUCAGUUGAGUUUUGUAAAACAAAUGGGAGGGGCGAACAGAACUAGCCUAUAAUUUAAGACUAGGAUUCAAAAGUCCUGGCAGGGUUUAGUGUUGUCCUAGAAUCUAAAUUCUCAUGAAGUGGUCUUGCUCUGUGAUCUGUUAGUCAGACCUCGGCCUUUCAGGUCGUUGUUGGAGCUUGUGUGAUUCACUUGGCACUGAUGGUACAGACAGCUCUGUGGCCCUGUGAUGCACAAGCAUUCCAGCCCCUUACUGGGCUAGACAGUUGAACUAAAGGACAGGUGAGCUCGGGAACAUGCCCUGGGAAGCAUGGUGCUUUAGGGGUGCCUUUUUAUUCCUUUCAUUUUUAUUGCUGACUGUUUCCAAUUCAUGGUUAGGAAAGGUAAAGGUGAUCUGAUGUUUUCAGGUAGACUGGGCAAGGUGGGACCUUUUCUUAAGGUAGAAUGUCUACAAUUAGUUAUUUCAUCUAGCUUGCAUCUUAAAACAAACCCUCAGUUGCUUUCACUUAGUGAACGCAUCUUUGCCAAUGACAGGGUUGUACAGGAUCCCUGUUUUACAUUUCUAUUAUCCGUUACGCCCAUCAGAGUGUUGGGGGUGUGGGUUUUCUUUCCAUUUUGUAACUGCCUUAUUGAAAAGCAAGUGCCCUUCCAUUUCAAGCCUCCUCAUAUUGUACAUGUUUCCUGCCAAGCGUGGGGGAUCAUUUGUAUUUUAAUUUUGUAAUCUAUGGCUCUGUACUGUUGAAAGGCUCUCAAUUCUGUGGGGUCUCCUUAGUAAUGUAUGUGACUUUUCAUGUUGCAAUAUCACACAGAUGGGACAGCUCGACUUUCGCUCUUAAUAAACGGUCUGAAUGAGUAAUAAGA